This is a messenger RNA of Carica papaya (papaya), 1452 nucleotides long. RefSeq names its product rRNA processing protein-like protein. The record is from RefSeq and is a predicted model, not a curated record. Gene Ontology annotation, cellular component: nuclear periphery; preribosome, large subunit precursor; nucleolus. Lineage: Eukaryota; Viridiplantae; Streptophyta; Magnoliopsida; Brassicales; Caricaceae. Gene Ontology annotation, biological process: rRNA processing; ribosomal large subunit biogenesis.
CCCUAAAGCUUCUGGUUAAAGGAGUACUGCCAGCUGAAGAGAGACGCAGACGCGUGCAGGCGAAGAAGGGAGAGGAGGAUUUCCAGCGGUGAAUUCUAAGCUCCUUUGCCUCUAAAAGCGCGGAACCCAAGCUUGAACGAGGGGAGCUGGUGGAAAAGCCCGAGCUAGAGAGAAAGUUAGCUGAGAGAAUAUAGAGAGGAAAAGGAAAUUCGGGUAGAGAACAAGAGAGUAACAUAUUCGGAGGGAAGAGGCAGAAGCCCCGGAGGAGGCAGCUGAAGGAUAAGCCCGACUCAAGAGUAAGAAGCAUCAUAUAAAGAAGGUUUAUUUAAUGGGGUUGGAUGAAUUAGCUGCUAUUGGAAACAAUGCAAUGGAAGAUGAUAAGCUGGAUGACCUUAGUGAAGAAGCAUCUGAAUCUGAAGCAGAGUCAGAAUCAGAUGAAGAGGAAGUUGUGAAGUUGGCAGAACCUUCAAAAAAUGCUGUUUACAACAGAGAUGGGCUUCUUGAAAAGCUUCAAGAUAUUAGCUGGCCAGAGAAUGUUGACUGGAUACACAAGCUUACGGUUGAUAUUGAUCAGGGACAAGAGGUGGAUGUGAACGAUGACCUUGUAAGAGAACUUGCUUUCUACACACAGGCUUUGGAGGGAACGAGGCAGGCAUUCGAGAAGCUUCAGGAUAUGGGCCUGCCAUUCCUUAGGCCUUCCGACUACUAUGCUGAGAUGGUGAAGUCAGAUGCUCACAUGGGGAAGGUAAAGGGACGACUUUUGGCAGAGAAGAAACAGAUGGAGGAAGCUGAGCAGAGAAGAAAGGCAAGGGAGGCCAAGAGACUAGCUAAAGAGGUUCAAGCACAGAAACUAAAAGAGAGAGCUAAGCAGAAGAAGGAAGACAUAGAGACUGUUAAGAAAUGGAGGAAGCAGAGGCAGCAAAGUGGCUUUGCAGGAGGGAAUAAUGAUGGUGAUCUGGGUUUGAACUUUGAAGAUGGUAAAGUAUUUGCAAAAUCAAACAAGAAGAGACCCGGGGUUGCUUCUGGAGACCGGUCAGGAGGGAAAGCAAAGCAAUUUGGUGGGAGUGGGAAGAAAAGGAAAAACAGGGAAUUUAGGGAUUCCAAAUUUGGAUUUGGAGGAAGAAAAAGCAUGAGGAAACAAAACACGACGGAAAGCACAAACGAAUUUAGAGGCUUCAACAAGGGUAAUGCUGCGGGAAACAAGAAGAGGAAGAAAUAACACACUGUUGGUUCAUUCUGGAUUCCUGUUUCAUCUUCUUUUUUGCAAAAUUUAGAUCAAUAUUAUCUUCGAGUUUUGACAAUUCGUUGUAGUGAUAAUGUUUUGUCUGAGAAUGCCUGUUUUAUUUAGGGACCUGCACUUGCUUUGCAGUCACUAUUUUGAUAGUUCAAAUUUAUUGGUUGCAGAAUGUUUUGUGAUAUUAAGUAAUUAAUUAAACUAAUAUAUUUGGAGAA